AUGUGUUUCUUUCUCAGCAACCUCUCCUUCCAGGAGGCUUGGUACAUCCCAGCCACUGUUGGUGAACUUCUUGUUGAAAGCAAGAAUAUAUCUUUUGGAGGCAGUAUGAUGCAGCUUUACUUCUUCAGCUCCCUUAUUUGUACUGAGUGUGUCUUCCUUGCAGUUAUGACUUAUGAUUGUUACGUGGCCAUUUGCAAUCCCGUGAGCUAUUCAGUCAUCAUGUUACUUGCCACAUGCUCCUGGCUCAUGGGCUUCUUUAUCUCCAUGCUGAAAGUAGUUUUCAUCUCUCAGAUGUCUUUUUGUGGCUCCAAUAUCAUCAAGCACUUCUUGAGUGACAUCAGGCCCUUGCUGAAUAUAUCAUGUAUGGACAAUGUGGCUGGAACAGUGAAUUUCAUCCUGGCCUUACUUAUCUUGCUGGUUCCACACUCUGUCACAAUUAUUUCCUAUAUAUGCAUCAGCAGCAGCAUCUUGCAUAUCCCCACAUCCCAGAGCAGGAAGAAAGCCUUCUUCACCUGUGUUUUUCACCUUGCUGUAGUCAUUAUCUUCUUUUCAGUCUCUCUGUUCAUGUAUGGGUGACCCAAAAGAAUCCAUUUUUUUGACUUCAACAAGCUGGUGUCUACUGUGUACACUACUGUAUAUUCCAUGCUAGAUCCCUUCAUUUACUGCCUAAGGAACCAGGAGGUUAAAGUGGCUUUGAAAAAAUCUUCAUUGUUAGGCAGAUGUUCUCCAAGGUAUUUCAAGCCAUUGCUGUCCACCAUUAAGAUAGUUCCUAUUGACAGAACUCUCGGCGCUGUAGACGUGCGCUGCCGGAAAGUCUUUGUCUAUUUGCUGGCUUCUCCCGGUUCUCGGUCGACUGGGUCCUUGAGGCUAGGCUGCGGUGUCCCGGUGUCGGCAGAGGGGGCCCUCAGCACGGGCUGCGAGUGGCGGGCGCGGGGCAGCGGCGGCUUUCGGCAGCGGCGGUGGCAGCUUCAGGCGCGGGCGCGUCUGUGGUGGUGGCUUCGGGCUGCGGCGGGCGGCAGCUGGGUCUACGUUGUCAUCACGGACAGGCAGGGGUCGUCAGGAAGCGGCAGGCUGCGGCAGUGA
Molecule: messenger RNA, 1083 nt
Organism: Pseudopipra pipra
Lineage: Eukaryota; Metazoa; Chordata; Aves; Passeriformes; Pipridae
Product: olfactory receptor 6B1-like
Biological process (GO): G protein-coupled receptor signaling pathway
Cellular component (GO): membrane
Molecular function (GO): odorant binding; olfactory receptor activity
Source: RefSeq, a predicted model, not a curated record